Molecule: messenger RNA, 736 nt
Organism: Sphaeroforma arctica JP610
Lineage: Eukaryota; Ichthyosporea; Ichthyophonida
Exons: 3
Source: RefSeq, a predicted model, not a curated record
GAUCGACGCUGCGAACAUCCUGGGCGUUCCACUAGUGGCGACUGAGCAAUACCCUAAAGGUCUAGGGGGCACCGUCCCUGAUCUCAAAUCACGGGUGACCCAUUGCUUCGAGAAAACCAAGUUUUCCAUGUGUGUGCCACAAGUAGAGGAGGUUCUCAACGCCAGUCCCGAUCGGAAAAAUCUGGUUUUAUUCGGGGUCGAGUCACACGUGUGUGUGUACCAGUCGUGCAUGGAUUUCCUUGAGAAGGGUUACAAUGUGCAUAUACUCGCGGAUGCAGUGUCCUCGCGCUCAAGCUUUGAUCGCGAGAUAGCUAUCGAUCGCAUGAGACAGGCGGGUGCGUGUAUAGUCACAUCCGAAAAUGUGCUGUUCGAUUUGUGUCGCGAAAAAGAACACCCCCACUUUAAGGAAAUCUCAAAGCUUGUGCGGGACACCAUCGAGCCCCACUUCUAAUACUGAACCAGCGAAGUAAAGGCAUCCUGCGCUACUGAGCCGGCACCCAUGCCUAUAUCUACGAUGGGAUUAUUCUCUCACUUGAAUUUUACUUAUACUAGACAAAUUGAUGUGUCCGGAGGAGUUGAUAAUCUGUUUGGCAGUGGUGCAUUGACUUCCUAAUGGGAAGGCCAAUGAGUGUACUUGUUACCGGCUGCGACUGUGAAAACAGUUUCAGGCGCAGGCGCGGUCUCGAAAGCGCUACCGCAGAACAACUGCAACGAAUUAAAUAAAGCAUUCUAUACG